This is a messenger RNA of Penaeus chinensis, 2371 nucleotides long. Its product is annotated as UDP-GlcNAc:betaGal beta-1,3-N-acetylglucosaminyltransferase-like protein 1. The transcript has 9 exons. Lineage: Eukaryota; Metazoa; Arthropoda; Malacostraca; Decapoda; Penaeidae. The coding region runs from base 1064 to 2209 and encodes 381 amino acids. The record is from RefSeq and is a predicted model, not a curated record.
AAGUAUUCUGAAUAUUUACUAAUUACAUAUUCUAUACAUAUACUCGAAGUCAUGGUGAUAUGGUGAAGAAAAAUUCACUUCUGUCAUACAUUAUCUGAAAAGGCAGAGUUGGACCUAGUCUAACAUUUAAUGAUAUAUUUUAUUAUAACACUCAUGGUAACUGCUUGUUAGCCUUUACCAGAGCGCUGAAGUCAUAAAGGAUGGUGUCAAAUGUGCAGGUUUCUUACAAGCAUUCCUGUUUGCUACCUUUAUUUCUUACAUAAUUUACUUAUUUGAAAAACUGAUAGAUGGAAGAAUUACUGUAUAUGUAAUGGCUUAAAUAUCUCUUCCAUUCACAAGUUUUUAUGCUAUUCCCACACAACUUAUGUCUUGAAAAUCUCUAUAUUCAAAUCAUUGGUUAAUUUUUUAAUUAUAAUCCUAACUGGGAUUAUAUUUGUUGAAACAUUAUUACUUUGGCAAUGUAUCCAAAAAAUUUACGAAAUAUAACAAUAUGAAUAGUCUCUCGCCUUUCUAAAUUGUGUAAAAGUUUAAUCAUUCCAUCCUACGAAAAUAGUUAGUUAUACAUUCUAAAAAAAUAUAUACAAAAAUUAAUUCUUAAAUAAGAACUAAUCACUCAGUCCCGUGUUUGCAAUUUUUUCCCUUAUUAUUCUUCUAUUACUCUUCCUAUUUCCCUUUAAUUAUCCUUCCUACUCUAUCAUUUUUAUCCUUCAAUCAUUCUUUCUCCUUCCCCUUCCUAAUCCUCCUCUCAUUCUCUCUUAUUUAUCAUUUAUUAUUCUAUUAUUAUCAUCAUUGAAAAAUCUGAAUACGUGACCCCGUCAUUUCAACCCAAGACCCUCCCUACGUGCUCUAAGUCAACCAAACUCAACUCUACUACCUCCAACCCCCCGAGAAAGCUCAUAAAGAAGAGAAAGAGAAAGGAAAACGAGGGCUAAACGAAGAGAAAGAGAAAAUAGAGGCUAAAAUAAGUGCGCCUUGGAUGUGAGGCUUGUGAGGCCCCCAAGAACCAUCGUCAUACAAACCAUCGGUUCUUACGGAAAAAGGGUGAAAUAUUUAAUCCCCAAUUAUGGCCCAAGCGGAUCAAAUAACGGUUCGGAACUCACCAAAACUGCGAGAAAAGAUGAGCCAAGAGGUAGAAAUAUCAGAAUCACAAGAAAAUGAAAAAAGUAAUUCGGAGAAGAUUGAUGUUUCAGUCAUCAUCCCAGUCCACAACGCAGGCCAAUGGCUCGAUGACUGCCUGGCCUCCAUCAGCCGCCAGCAACACACGCUCAAUGUCGAAGUGUCUUUAUUCUUGGACAGCUGCACGGACAACUCCGAGGGGAUCGUACAAGGCUGGACCACAAAGCUUACGGAACAAGGCUAUGCUGUUGUUACCACAGUCGAGAAAAAUGAAAACCCAAAAGGAGUUGGUUUUGCAAAGAAUAGAUCAGUAGAACAAAGUCAUGGGGAGUUCCUGUGCUUCUUGGAUUCUGAUGAUAUAAUGAAGCCAACAAGAAUUCAGAAGCAAUAUGAAAUGGCAUUCCAUAAUCAUGAGGCUAUUGUAGGCAGCAGAUUUACACGUGACCCUCCAGAUUCAACUCUACGGUACACAAAAUGGGCAAAUGAACUUGAUGAAUCCAAAUUGACUUUACAAAUCUACACCUCCCAUGGUCCUACUGUGAUAAUGCCAACUUGGUUUUGCCAUCGACAUGUUUUUGACAGAGUUGGUGGGUUCAGUGAAGCUGGAAAGGGAACACCAGAAGACCUCAUAUUUUUCUUCAAGCACCUGCAAUUGGGUGGCAAGGUCCUCCGUCACCCCGAUAACCUCCUUGUAUAUAGAUAUCACCCGACUGCAACAACAUUCUCUAUUGAUGAACAAACUAUCUGGAACUUAAGGAUCCAAGAAAUAGAAAAAUGCAUCCUAAGCCAAUGGGAGUCCUUCACCAUCUGGAACGCAGGGAAGCAGGGUCGUAAGUUCUACAGAUCCCUCACGACAGAAAAUCAAAGGAAGGUUAAGGCAUUUUGCGACGUUGAUGUGAAGAAGAUAGGGAUGUGUUAUACUUAUGAGGAAUCCAAGGAAAGGCCUAAGCCCAAAGUGCCAAUCGUUCACUUCAGCCAAAUCAAGCCACCCCUGAUCAUCUGUAUGAAGAUGGAUCUAACUGGGGGAAAGUUUGAAGAGAAUCUAGAAUCUUUACACCUGCAGGAGGGUAAAGAAUACUUUCAUUUUAAUUGAAUAUGUAUAAUACAAUAAAUUUCUUUUUUAUUAUGCAUCUGUUUAAUGUUUUAGCAAAAUACAUUCAACGGUGGUAAACAUAAACUUUUCCCAAAUUGAAGGCAAAAAAAAAAAAAAAAAAAGAAAGAAAAGAAAAGAUAAAAAGGCUAAAAUUGGGAAAAU